This is a messenger RNA of Heterostelium album PN500, 1035 nucleotides long. Its product is annotated as alpha/beta fold hydrolase. NCBI's taxonomy places the organism in Eukaryota, Evosea, Eumycetozoa, Acytosteliales, Acytosteliaceae. The transcript has a single exon. The record is from RefSeq and is a predicted model, not a curated record. The coding region runs from base 1 to 1035 and encodes 344 amino acids.
AUGGAAUCAAAAUCAAUCAUCUUAUCAAUUGCUUUAAUUUCAUGUUUCUUCAUGAUCGCUUUGGCCGACCCAACCAUCAAUUACAUUGGUGCAAACGACAAUGGUGUUAGCCACUUCCCAGUUUAUCAAGGUUUGAAGAUGCACAUCAGAUGUUAUGCCAAUCCAAACACCUCAAUGUCAAACGGUCCAGUUGCCCUCUUUGAUGCCGGUCUCCCAUUCUCAUCAUUGGUCUUUGCCAACGUCUUGAUUGAACUCCUCCCAACCAUCUCCACCAUGAAUAUCAGUCGUGCUUGUGUAUUCGAUCGUUACGGUUACGGUUGGUCCGACCCAGCUCCAUACCCAUUCAUGUCGACCGAGUUUGUCUACCGUCUCCACGGUUCCCUCAAUGCUGCCAGCAUUCAAUCGCCAUACAUCAUGGUCGGUUGGUCAUGGGGAUCCGUCGACAUCCAAAACUACGCCCUCCAAUACAUGAACGAAGUCGUUGGUCUCCUCACCAUUGACGGUACCGACUCUGCCUACGCCUUCGAUCCAAAGAACGCCCCAGGUUUGGCUGGUGCCACCGCUGCCAUCGAACAACUCCUCCAAUUGCUCCCAACCGGUGCCGUCGAGGGUAUGCUCGCCAACAUCCCAUUGGAAUUCGGUUACAUCCCAUCGAACCCACUCGGUUGCGCCUUCCCAAUCGAAGCUCAAACCGCCAACAACCAAUGGUGGAUGACCGAGAAGAAUCUCAACACCGCCCUCCAAGAAGUCCAAAUCAUGAUCCCAUCGACUUCACUCUUGAACCAAACCUACGAGUCAAUGAACACCGCCACUCCACUCUCCAACAUCCCAUUGGUCGUAAUGACUGCCGACUCCAACGGUGAAUACUGGAUUCUUCGUCAAAAUGUCUUGGCUUCAUUGUCCUCAAAGAGCUAUCACAUCCACGAUAACACCUCCAGUCACUUUAUCCCAAUUCAAAAUCCAGCCGGUAUUGUCAGUGCCCUCCAGACUUUGCUCACCUACGUCGAUCAACAUCAACCAAUCAUUGUAAUCUAA